AAGUAAAAAUUGGUCGUUCAAGGACUAAAAUGUGAAACUUGAUGGGUUGCCCUCUGGCAAGUCGAACCCUCCCUUGCAGUUGAACCCCAAGAAAGCCUGAAUUAUGGAAGUGCGAGCCGGUGAAUGAGUUUAGUUCAGGCGGACAAAGGGUCCUCGGCAUUUGUUUCUCAAUGAAGAAAAAACUGGGGGUCCGAAUGUCUGAUAAUAGUCUCUGAGAGCAUUUCCCUCCACCCUUUCUUUCCCUCUUCUUCUCUUCCGCGUAUUUCUCUCGGCUCCGCGUCUCUCUGUGUUUGUCGAGCUGAAGUUUAAGAUCUUCUUCCUUCUUUCUUCACGAAGCCCUCAUCGAUUUGGGUCAAAUUUGUUUGGGGUCUUUCUUCUUCACGACCAAAAGGAUACAUUUUCUACACCAUGAAGAGGUCAGUGCCAUGGAACGAGCAGAUUGAUGUUAUAUCAUCAGAUGAUUCUUCUUCCUCGGACUCAGAGAUAGAAGUCAAUGAUGGGUUUGACAGCAAUCAUCCAGCCAACAAUGGAUGUGACGACAAGCAGCCAAUCAAUGAUGGGUGCGAUGGCAAGCAGCCAAUGAAUAAUAUAUCAUUAGAUCAACCUGCCACAAAAAUAAGAUCUGAAGAUGCAUUAAUCAGAAGGGCAGAAAUGUAUCAGGAAUACAUGAAGCAGAUCCCAAUCCCUAUACACCGUGGCUCUGUCAUUCCAUUUACCACAUGGAUGGGAUUGGGCAAAUCCAUUAAGCAGUUAUAUGGUCAGCCCCUGCACUACCUCACCAAUAAUCUCCUAAAACAGUGGGACCAAAUGAGAAUUGGCAGUGAGGAUGAACAAAGGCCUUUGGAUACCAUAAUUCACCCUUGUAAAGCUGAAGCCACCAUCUGGCUCGCUGAAGAAGUCCAUCGCACCACCUCAUCUCAUCUUCAUCUAGCCAAGCUUUGGCUUUUUGACCCAAUGCACCAUGCUUUUGUCGACUCCAUUUUUCCACAGUUAUGAACCAUAAAAGGCUUGGCCCUUAAGUUUUCACUGGCCUGGUGCUGAUUGUGUAAAAAUGUCAAUGUAGUAGAUCCCUUUGGUUUGUUUGGUCAAAGACUCGAGGCCUGUUUCUCAUAAAUUUAGUAUGAAAGAAAACUUAUUCUCUUGUA
Molecule: messenger RNA, 1145 nt
Organism: Alnus glutinosa
Lineage: Eukaryota; Viridiplantae; Streptophyta; Magnoliopsida; Fagales; Betulaceae
Product: protein RDM1
Exons: 4
Coding region: 409-996 (195 amino acids)
Cellular component (GO): RNA polymerase V complex; nucleus
Source: RefSeq, a predicted model, not a curated record